CCGCCGAUGCUGUCUCCGGUGGGGGAGCUCCUUCGCCGCGGCAAGAGAAGUUUGGGGGGACCGGCGGCCUGCUUGGCGGUUCGGGAAUCCGGCGGGAGGCUGAGGUGAACUCCGACGGCGGGGGGUUUGUGGGAAAUGGGCGCUCAAGAACGAGGCGAGGGACGGUGCCUGUUUAUUCGGCUCCUCAGUGGCCUGAAAUGCAUUAUUUUGAAGAGGAAUUAACUUGUUCUAUUUGCUACAGUAUAUUUGAUGAUCCUCGUGUACUGCCAUGUUCACAUACAUUUUGUAGAAAUUGUUUGGAAAGUAUUCUUCAGAUAUCAAGCAAUUUUUCCAUAUGGCGCCCCCUUAGGCUUCCUCUGAAAUGUCCUAACUGUAGAAGUAUUGUUGAAAUUCCUCCAUCUGGUACAGACUCUUUGCCUGUAAACUUUGCAUUAAAGGCUAUUAUUGAAAAGUAUCAACAAGAGGAUCAUCCUGAAGUUGCUACCUGCAGUGAGCAUUAUAGACAGCCACUAAAUAUUUACUGUCUACUAGACAGAAAACUUGUGUGUGGCCAUUGUCUUACCAUAGGAAAACAUCAUGGCCAUCCCAUAGAUGACCUACAAAGUGCCUACAUGAAAGAAAAAGAAACUCCUGGAAGACUCCUUGAGCAGUUGACAGAUAAACAUUGGAGUGAAGUUUGUUUGCUUAUUCAGAAUCUAGAGGAACAGAAAGCUCAGUGUGGGAGCAUUGUUCAGGAGGAUAAAAAAACAGUUUUGCAAUAUUUUAAGAGACUUGGAGAUGCGCUUGAUCAGAAAAAACAAGCUUUACUUGCAGCUCUGGAUGAUGUAAAUAUGCAAAUUGAGACAGAAUAUGAACCUCUCCUAGAAAUGUUGAAAGGAAUACGAGAAGAGCAACUUGAGUUAAUGUCACUGAAUACAUCGUUUCAGGAGGACGAGUCUCCUCUUCACUUUCUGGAGAAAGUUGAGGAAAUACGUCAACGUGUUAAAAUUUUAAGGGAAAAACCGUUACCAAUGAUUAAGCCGGUUGAAAUCCAUCCUCGAAUAGGACAGGUGUUAAAAGAUGUGUGGAACAAAAGUGAAAUUAAUCAGAUUAACAAAAUUCUCACUCCCAAAAUAAAGCUAAUUUCAAAGCAAAAAGUAUGUACCCAGGAUUGUGACAAUGAGACUAAACCAGCUAAAAAAUCCUUCUGGUCCUUAAGUCCUUUGGCAAUUAUAUUACUUUCUUUUAUUCUUCUUACUGCUGCCUUUAGCCAACAUAUAUUAAUCUUCAUAAAUGAAAUAAUUUUUCCAUAUAUUUUUAAUACCUUGCAGAUAAUUUAUCAAGAUUUAAGUAAAAGAUUGCACAUAGCAGUGGAAAACACUAUGAUAUACCCCUGAUUUAAAUGAAUAAUGUUUUUGCUUUCAAUAGCAGCUUUUUGCCCUGCUAAGAAAAAUAUCUGAAUUCUAAUGGAUUUAAUUUUAGCUUGAUGUUAAAUUAAGGUUUAACUGAUAUCAAUGUCUUUUGUCAAAAGUGUCAGAAGAUGAAAUUACCUAGCAUUGCAAAUAGGCCAGUAACAGCCUGUAGUAUUUGGACAAAUGUUCAGUUUCUUCUCAAUGUGCAUGCAGGGGUAAUCUCUUCCCACAGAAGAGCAUGUAAAGAUUGUGUGAGAAUUGAGGUGAACUAUAGGAUCCUUAGGGCUGUCUGAGCUUGUUUGUUUUUUUACAGAUGUUUUAUUACCCAAGGUAAGGAACCCUAGGUAACAUCAUCAACCACUAAGAACACUUCUACCAACACUGACAGGGCAAGACACUUGUACAUAAACAGAACAAACCUCACUCACUUCUAGUAGUAAUGGUGUUAGUUGGGUAAUGUAAUGUCUGCAAGAAAACAAGUUUAGAUGGCACCAGGGACCCCACAGUUCAACCCUAACCUAAAAUAUUCUCUUCUUUUGGGAUCAAGGUUGAGUUUGUCUUGCCUUGAUGGUUUAAUCUGGUCGCAUCUUUGUUAUCUUCACAUCCAUAAUUUUUAUACACUAUUGAUUUAUGUAACAUAAUACUAAUAAUCCUAAAACUUUAUUUUAAAUUGCUUUUCCCGUUAGAACAAAUAUUGAAGACUAAAUAUUUUUAAGUGUUUUCUUAUGAAAAAGGAAGUUAGAUGAAACAUUUUAGUCAGUUCUGAUAUAGCAUGACUAGGAAAGAUAAAAAAAUAUUUUUAUUAAUUCCUUUAAUUAGAGAUACUGACGGAUAGGGAAGCAUAUAUUUCUAGUCUUAAACAUUUAAAAUUUAUAUUACAUCAUCUGAGUUUUCAUAAAGCUUAAUAAUUUUUUAAAGAUCAGCAUUUGCAAUAAAUCUCCCAGGGGUUGUAGUUUUAGUUCCACAAAGAUUUGAGCCUGUCAUUUCAAACAAGAGCAUUAUAGUUCCUCAACAAUAAUGUUAUAACUGGUUGCUAUUUGACAUAUUUCACUGAGGCCUUCAUUUUUCUCGGAAGACAUAAUAUUAAAUAGCAGUGAGAGAGAGAACUUUCCAGUAAAUAACCUGGCAUUACCUGACAAGAUUAUCAUGAAUUGCCAGAAGAGUUUUAAAAUGAAUUAUGCUUGAUAAUGAACUGAUCCUGGCAGUUUUUAGUUCAUGCAAAUAGCAGUGAAAAUUAUUAAAUGAACUAAAGAAGCAGGGCCUAUCAGCUUCAGAAUAGAGUUUAAUGAGUUUGCUAUAAAGAUUAAUGGACUUGUUUAACAUGGUUUCAUGUUGCGAAAAGAGAUGUUUAGUUGUUACCACAUAAAAUGCGAUUACUAAAAAGGAAUACAUAUACACUAUAAAUGUGGUUUCAGAAUAAAUAUUGUCAUCAUCCUUAACUGUAGCUGGUUCAACAUAAACACAGCAGAAGAGCCUGGAAGAAAAUAUAUUUUAAAUAAUGUACGGUAGUAGCAUCUUUUCUGUUAGACAUACCAUAUAUGGUGUACAGCAGCUGCAUGAUCAGGGAGUAGGGUUUUUUGGAAUUUGCUAUCUCCAUCCUCAGUAUUGAUUCAUUCAUGCUUUUAAAUUUUAAAAUUUGUAAUGGGUUUUUCAAGUUUCAGAAUUUGUACUUUUAAUUAAUAAAAAAAUCAUUUAGCUAUAAUUGUAUUAAUAGUUAUAUUUUUGAAGCUAUAUUAAAUAAGUGUAGAAAAAUAAACUGUUCUUGGGAAAGACUGAGAUUGUAAAUGAUAAGAAACACCA
Messenger RNA from Notechis scutatus (mainland tiger snake), 3191 nucleotides. RefSeq names its product tripartite motif containing 59 (gene TRIM59). Lineage: Eukaryota; Metazoa; Chordata; Lepidosauria; Squamata; Elapidae. Gene Ontology annotation, biological process: innate immune response; negative regulation of canonical NF-kappaB signal transduction. Gene Ontology annotation, molecular function: zinc ion binding; ubiquitin protein ligase activity. The record is from RefSeq and is a predicted model, not a curated record.